AAGACAAGCGUCAUUUAGGAGCAGAGGUAGCCUGAAAGCAGGGAGGUCUCUGGGAUUCAAAACCAGACCUACAGCAAAGUACUUUUAUAUUUAUAUAUAUAUAUUUUUCUUUUCCCCAGAGGAAAUCCCUGCCUGACCUGUCAUUUUCCUGACCACACUGCUAUGACAGGCUCUUUCUUUCUCAGAAGUUAAAGGAAGACACGCACGUGUGCCCAAUUCUUCCAAGUCCAGUGGUUUCCCUGGGAAUGGACAGCCUCCCUCCAAGCUUCCACCCUCGUGAGACUCUCGAGCUCUAGGCUGUGAACCCAGCUAGGAAGUACCGCUGCAAACAUGACUGAAGAGCCUAUAAAAGAGAGCCCGGGAGCCCCAAAGUCCCUCACACCAGUGCCAAUGGAGAAAAACCCCAAGAGUGAAGUGGUGGUCACCGCAGUCCCGCUGGUCAGUGAGGUUCAGCUGCUGGCUGCGACAGGAGGCGCUGAGCUCUCCUGUUACCGCUGUAUCAUCCCCUUCGCCGUGGUGGUCUUCAUCACGGGGAUAGUGGUCACCGCGGUGGCUUACAGCUUCAAUUCCCACGGCUCCAUUAUCUCCAUCCUGGGCCUGGUUCUUCUCUCCUCCGGACUUUUCCUGUUAGCCUCCAGCGCCUUGUGCUGGAAGGUGAGACAAAGGAGCAAGAAAGCCAAGCGACGGGAGAGUCAGACGGCUCUGGUGGCCAAUCAGAGAAGCUUGUUUGCUUAAGACUGAAGGAGACCAAAGGGGUUAUGGGGCAUGAAAAACCUGCUCUGACUUGGUCAGCCCACUCAUCCAGAGCCAGCCAGGGAGGGAAUGGGCCUGGCUUUGGGGCAGACUAGAAAAAUGGAGGGGGGUUGAAGGAGGAGGCUCCAUCCAUGGAGUCCUCGUCUGUGAGGAAUGACCUGCUUCUUUAAUGUCUUCUUUGUGAAUGACUUCAUUAAUGACAAACUUAUUCCUAAGGGCUAUUUGCUACGACAGAAGAACCAGCUUUGUCUUUACAUUAAACACGUUGGGAGGGGGGCACAGGAGAUACAUAGCAUUAGACGGCAUUGCUUCAUGUUGGAAAGUAGCCAAGGAAUGAUGAGAAAAUAAUGAAAUAGUCCUGGCACAACAGACGCCUACCUCCUGAAGAGACGACCCACACUCUUUAAGAUGUUGUAUUAAAAAAAGUGUUCUGCUGAAGGUCUACAUUGCCUUGGACUUCACAUACACGUAGGAAAUUCUGUGACAAUGUUUUUCCAUAUGUUGGUCCUUUUAUUUUUCACUCUUAGUAACUCAUCACUGGUGGUACUUUACUUGGAAAAUAAACUAAUAUUUUUUUAUAUUAUAACCUUGGACAGUUUUAUGUGAUCAUAAUGGGUCAGAAGUAUAGCUAAUAGAUGAUGUGGGGGGUUAAAUUAAUAUUACUAUAAUCCUGUAUAGCACUUCUGAUGAUUUUUAUAUUAAAGUUCAAUGUACAUUUUAUUCAAAAUAAUAAAUACUCAUUGCUGCUGAAAUUUUAAA
Molecule: messenger RNA, 1512 nt
Organism: Chinchilla lanigera (long-tailed chinchilla)
Lineage: Eukaryota; Metazoa; Chordata; Mammalia; Rodentia; Chinchillidae
Gene: Tmem100
Product: transmembrane protein 100
Exons: 2
Coding region: 331-735 (134 amino acids)
Biological process (GO): cellular response to BMP stimulus
Source: RefSeq, a predicted model, not a curated record